This is a messenger RNA of Staurois parvus, 311 nucleotides long. The record is from the annotation of a GenBank genome assembly. Lineage: Eukaryota; Metazoa; Chordata; Amphibia; Anura; Ranidae.
CUACCUGUGCCACUCUGCAGUGCCACCUACAUGUGCCCAGAAGUGCCACCUACAUGUGCCCAGCAGUGCCACCCACCUGUGCCGCCCACCAGUGCAGCCCAGCAGUGCUGCCAUCAGUGCCCAGAAGUGAUGCCAGUCAGUGCCGUCUAUCAGUACCCAUCAUCAGUGUCACCUAUCAGUGCCGCCUAUCAGUGCUGCAUAUCAGUGCCGCCUAUCCGUGACCCCUAAUUAGUGCUGUCUAUCAGUGCCGCCUAUCCGUGCCACCUCAUUAGUACUGCCUAUCAGUGCUGCCUCAUCAACGCAAAUCAGUG